Vicia faba (fava bean) is the source of this 873-nucleotide messenger RNA. The record is from the annotation of a GenBank genome assembly. Lineage: Eukaryota; Viridiplantae; Streptophyta; Magnoliopsida; Fabales; Fabaceae.
AUGGCAAUACAUUACAUUUCCAUUGUUGUUUUGAUUGCUGUCCUUGUUGCAAGUUCUACUGCAGCCUCAGAAACAAUAUUAUCAGAUGUUAAUCUUUUAGAAUUUCCACUUAAUUUAGAAUAUUUGGAAGCUGAAUUCUUUUUAUAUGGAUCAACUGGUCAUGGUUUGGAUAAAAUUUCUCCCGAGUUAGCUGACGGUGGACCAACUCCUAUUGGUGCCAAGUUGGCUAAAUUCAAUGACAUUGUGAUUAGAGAUAUCAUCUAUCAAUUUGCUCUGCAAGAAGUUGGGCAUUUGAGGGCCAUAAAGAAUACAGUGAUAGGGUUCCCUAGACCUUUGUUAGAUUUAAGUCAGUCUUCAUUUUCCAAGGUGAUUGACAAAGCCUUUGGACGACCUCUGCGCCCUUCUUUUGAUCCAUAUGCAAAUGAUAUCAACUAUUUAAUCGCAUCUUAUUUGAUUCCUUAUGUUGGCCUUACCGGAUAUGUUGGAGCAAAUCCACUCCUCCAAAAUGCUUCUUCCAGACAGCUAGUAGCAGGUCUUCUAGGAGUAGAGUCGGGUCAAGAUGCGGUUAUAAGAGGAUUGUUAUACGAACGUCGUGCAUGGAAGGUGAACCCUUAUGGAGUAACCGUAGGAGAGUUCACUGACCGCAUUUCGAAGCUUAGGAAUCAAUUAGGAAAUGAAGGUGUGAAAGAUGAGGGCCUUGAUGAAACAUUCUCAUCUGGAAGCAUUCUUGCUGGUGACAAAUAUUCACUAGCAUAUUCAAGGACUCCAAAAGAAAUAUUGAGGAUUGUGUAUGGAAGUGGUAAUGAAACUGUCCCCGGAGGCUUUUACCCUAAAGGAGGAAAUGGUCAUAUAGCAAGAUCUUACUUGAAAUAA